GCGAAGGAGUCAUCGGAAGCAGUCUGAUAAUCACUCAGAAAUUCACAAAGAGGACCCACUAGAAAUGGGAGUGGACAACCCUGUGCCUGUCUUAAGGAGGACGAGGACGAUGUAGAGGAGGACCCCAAUGCCAUGUACUACAACAUAGGGGUAGCUCCUGCAGCGACGGUGGUGUCUGUAGAUCAGCUGGGGGAACGGAUCAAGGAGCUGCAGGUGCCCGUCGGGGGAUUCCAGGCAGAGUUUCAGAAGCUGCCCACCACCUUCACCCGGCCUUACAAUGAUUCACAGCUGGAGGAAAACAAGGGCAAAAACAAAUACAUAAGUUAUUAUCCAUACGAUGCCACUCGGGUCGUGUUGCAGGAGUUGCCAGACCAGCCUGGUUCCGACUACAUCAACGCCAGCUACAUCAAUGGAUACUCUCAACCCAAAGCCUACAUAGCAGCACAAGCUCCCAACAGAAUGACCUUGACAGACUUCUGGAGGAUGAUCUGGGAACAGAACUGUACAAGAAUCGUCAUGUUGACAAACCUGAAGGAGUUGGGAAGGGUGAAGUGCGUCGCGUACUGGUCUGACACAACAGACAUGAACACUGGUGACUUCAUCAUCUCUGUGACCGACUCCAGUAUCCGAGCUAACUGGGUUGUCAGAGAACUGCAGGUCACAGACAGACAGACAAACACAAGACGAUGUUUCAAUCAGUUCCACUUCACAACAUGGCCGGAUCAUGGAACUCCCGAGGAGAUGGCCUUGACUGAGUUUCUGUGGCUGGUCAGGACAUCACGUACCACACAGGAUGACCCGCUACUGGUUCACUGCAGUGCUGGGAUCGGCCGGACAGGAACUUACAUCGCCCUGGACUACCUGCUGGACCAGGCUCUGGCUGAAGAUGCGGUGGAUGUGUUUGGUUGUGUCUCGGGGAUGAGAGACCAGAGGAAGGGCAUGAUACAGACCAAGGAGCAGUACACGUGUCUGUAUACGGCCCUGCAUGAAACACUCCAGGUUGGCAAUACCGCCAUCAGCCUCGAGGAAUUCAGGAGCAACCGAAAUGUGAAAGGGACUUUCUCCACAGGUCGGAUGUCAAUCACCAGGUUCAUAGAGACCCUGAACACCCAACGAAAGGAGCAGUCCAACGAAACAAGCGUGAAAGGUCAGGUGUGGAUAAAUGGACGCUCAGACAUCCUGUCUAUCCGCCUGCAGUCCCACCUGUCCAUGAACGGCUACCUGUUAACUGAGGCCCCCUCCGUCACCACGGCGUCUCUGUUCUGGAAACUCACAGAGGAACAGGAGUCUUCCACCGUCAUUGUCCCGCCAGACUCGCACCAGAGUCUGUCCAGUUUUGUUCCAUCCCCAGGAGACAGCCUAGAUCUGGACCCUGUGACUGUCAGAUGUUCCACUGAGAUUCCCGUCAACACUGACAUCACCCUCCUGAACAUCCACAGACAGAUGGAGAACUCUCAACCAACACAUGUGCGGGUGUACAUCUUGAACAAUUUACCUGCUCAAUCCCCUUCGGCUUUCUUGGAACUUCUGGAAGAACUGGACCGCCACGCAGGGAGACGUCAAUCCCAACACUGUCACUGUUAUGUACAGCGAUGGCGGCAGGCAGAACGGAGCAAUGUUAUGCAUCCUGAGCAAUAUUGUCCAAGGCCUGAAGUAUGACAAACGAGCUGAGAUCUACAACAACAUGAGAGCUGUGGGCCACUGUCUGGAUCAGGACAUCACGGAGACUGACGUUGACCUGUGUUACGACGUGGCAGCAGCUUACCUGGAGUCCCAGAACAUCUACGCCAACAUGUGAUCCCCAGCUCUAUGCGCUGCUAGAGUGUACUGGCGGAUUAGAAACAUUCAAACAAUUGUAUCUCUGUGUGACGUCUUUUCAUGACAGAACAGUACAAUGCUACCAUGGGUUUCUUGACACAACCAGACUUGAUGCAAAACAAUUUCUGUGGAUAAUUUUUAAUGUAUGCAAUUUUUCGAGAUAAGUGGCUUGGUAGGUGUUUAGAUGUAUGUAAUGUUUAUGAUACCAGCCUUUGACUGUAUUGACUUCACAAAGGAGAAAAAUGUCAAAGCGUUAUCUUUAAAGGAUAUUUUUUAAUAAUAUUAUUUAUCAUUUAAAAAUUCUUUUUUAAAAGUAAUUGAAUUCAUCGAUUGAAUUUGAUGUACAUUAUGUUAUUUUAUAGAUAGAGAGUACAUGAUUAUUAACUUCGGUUUUUAGUGGCUGUUACCUUGACGUGGGUUAUAGAACCGUAAAAGUAUGGUCCCCGGGAGGGUAUGUAAGUCCAGACCAUUUACAGCAUAUUCAUUUCUAACACCGUUUUUAACGUAGAAUAGUGGAAUAAGUUAUGAAACGACAAACAGUGGGGACAAUCUCUUGCAGCUGAAGGGGUGGUAUGGUAUAAAUUCUGGUGGGGAAUGGUACAUGAAGCAAAUGUAUUUUUAGUCGCGACGGCCCCGGGUUUGGUGGCCUAACUUUGAUUGCUCGUUCUCUCUGCUCUUUUGAUCUUAUAUCGUUAAUUCAAAGUUUAGUAUUUUAAAUGUUUUUAAUUAAUUUAUUUUACUGUUCUUUGACAACACGACUUCAUAGUUUAUAAAUAUUUUUGUAUUUAUAUGGCUGGAAUAUUGCCGAUGUGACGUAAAAUGUUAACUCACUGGCUCACUCACUCAUCCAGAAGUUGGGGUCUCCUACAACAAAACUGGACUGGAACAAGGUGCGGAGCGUUCUACAAAGGCUUUACAAUGGAUGCAACCGGUCGAUAACAUCCGUAUACAUAAGCUUAUUUUGCAGGGUCGAGGGAAUGGAUGACCUAAUCAUUGUCAAAAACUAUAAUGCAUGCAACAAUAGUGAGUGAGUGAGUUAAAAGUUAUAGUCACUUUGGCAAUAUUUUAGCAAUAUCGUGACUUAAAGGGUCAUCAUGCAACAAUGAGACAAACACGCUUAAUCAUACACUGUCAUAGAAUUAAGAGAUAAUCACAAGUGGAACUUCAAUAAUUGAAAACAUAUGCUUGCAGGUAAGAUAUCAUAGACCAGGACAAAAUAUUGUUUUAGUGUUAUCAAUGCCUUUUUAGUCAAUAUGUUAACGAUUAAAGUAACUAUAGUUAGUUUUGCCACAGUUUCAUCGACGGGUUUUCUGAUGGGUAAUAUCUUUGUCAUGCUCGGGGACAGAAACACACUUUACCAUCUCUUGUAUGGAGCUGGUAGUUGAACUCUUGUACAGAACAACCAGAAAUUAUUGAGAAUUUAAAGAUUGUAAUUUUAAAAUAAAAUUUCACUCAUUA
This is a messenger RNA of Haliotis rubra (blacklip abalone), 3276 nucleotides long. Its product is annotated as multiple epidermal growth factor-like domains protein 10. Gene Ontology annotation, molecular function: protein tyrosine phosphatase activity. NCBI's taxonomy places the organism in Eukaryota, Metazoa, Mollusca, Gastropoda, Lepetellida, Haliotidae. The record is from RefSeq and is a predicted model, not a curated record. Bases 133 to 1659 code for a protein of 508 amino acids. The transcript is spliced from 17 exons. Gene Ontology annotation, biological process: protein dephosphorylation.